CCAUUUGUGCAUCACAUUUGGGAGGACACACACACGCACACACGCGCAAGCACACACCCUCACGUUCAAAUUUGGACUAUGGCUUCCACCACCUCGGGUGAUGUUCUGCCCACCGGUGCCAGAAUCUUCACCAGCGUUCCUGACCUCUUCUUCAUCCCCGAGUGGGUCAUCGGGGGUUUGGUGUGGAUCCUGGUGGCCUCGACCCGAGUCAUUCUGGAGAAUCCUCUGGGCUGGGUCAUGUUCGUGUCCGUCUUCUGCUUCGUCGGGACAACUCUGUGGCUUCUCAUCUUCGCCUGUGGAGCCAAUCAGAGCAGCUUUUGGCCCGGCCUGGAUGCUGGUUUUCAUUUUGUGGCGGCGGUUUUCUAUCUCAGUGCGUCGGUGGUGUUAGCCUACAUCACCAUUAUAUUGAAGGAUGCUUUAGGACUGAAGAUCUACCGACUUGACAUUUCUGCAGUGGUGAUGUCCUAUGUGGCUACUCUCCUCUACUUCCUCCACGCCAUUUUCUCUGCCAUCCGAUGGAAGAGAGCCUGAAGCACAACCUGAAGCCCUGGCAGGCGUCAAACACAAGAAGAGGCACAGAAUAAUAAUGAAAUUUUUGUUUUUCUAUUCUGUUAAAAUAAAAGGCUAAAAUAAGAAAAAAAAACUAAAGCAAUGGAACCCAUAAUGCACAAUAUAAGUUACUGUUUUGACAUGACAAGCAACUAUUUAGACCAGGUUUGUGCGAGAUAAACCGGAGUGAUUCUGCUGAUGUAAGUACGUAAAAAAAAAGAAAGAAAUGUCAUUAAUUCAGACAGUCUGUGUUGUUUGACAAAUAGGAAAAAAAAAGAUUUUCAAUGUUUUCCUUUCAUCUAACAUUUCAUUGCGUUUGACCUUCACAAAGCAGCUUUUUAAAAGUUGGCUCAGCCAGCAGAGACCUUUAAAACUAAACCAGAUACAAUUUCAUCUAACGCCUUACAUCUAUGACACCGGGGUAAAGUGAAGGUAAAAUCAAGUAAAAUUCUAAUAGAUUACUGCUGAUAAUAAUAAUGAUAAUAACUAUAAUAAUUAUGACAAAAUAAUGUAGAGUCAAAUUGCAGUGGUCAAAACGUCAGUUUUUUUGUUUUUUGUUGUUUUUUCUUAGAAAAAAAACCCCCAAAGUUCAACGUCUGACACAUUUCAUGAUCUAGUCGACUGCGUUUGCUCUUUUUGUCUGUUUUCUUAACAUUUUAAACGAGAAAAUCAUGAAACGAAUAAAUGAAAAUAAAAUUUAAAAAAACAAAGAAAUCAGUUUUUGAUUCACUUUUUUUUUAUUCUGUGUGGUUUCCCUAUUUUUUUUUUAUCCACUGUUACCAUGGAACAAAUGUUGAGAUUUUGAGAUUGUAAAUAAAUGAUGUCACUUUACAGGGCAUGUUGAUAAUCUUUGUCACAAAAUAAAUAGAUUGAAAAUUGGAA
Molecule: messenger RNA, 1431 nt
Organism: Poeciliopsis prolifica (blackstripe livebearer)
Lineage: Eukaryota; Metazoa; Chordata; Actinopteri; Cyprinodontiformes; Poeciliidae
Product: myelin and lymphocyte protein-like
Exons: 4
Coding region: 79-531 (150 amino acids)
Biological process (GO): myelination
Cellular component (GO): membrane
Molecular function (GO): structural constituent of myelin sheath
Source: RefSeq, a predicted model, not a curated record